Molecule: messenger RNA, 888 nt
Organism: Fimicolochytrium jonesii
Lineage: Eukaryota; Fungi; Chytridiomycota; Chytridiomycetes; Spizellomycetales; Powellomycetaceae
Product: kinase-like domain-containing protein
Exons: 4
Biological process (GO): protein phosphorylation; intracellular signal transduction
Cellular component (GO): cytoplasm
Molecular function (GO): protein serine/threonine kinase activity; ATP binding
Source: RefSeq, a predicted model, not a curated record
AUGGGGAACGGCGCCCGACCAGUGAAUGCCCAAAAUUAUUCCAACUUCUCGGAUGAUGAGGACGAUGAACAUCGAGUGGUCGAAACAGAUCCGACCAGACGCUUUGAGCGGUAUACACAAUGUCUAGGAAGGGGAGCAUACAAAGAAGUCUUCAAAGGAUUUGAUACGGAGGAGGGGGUCGAAAUCGCUUGGAAUCAGUUACGGGUCGAUCACCUCUUGAAGCGUGAGGCCCAUAGGGUUAUGGAUGAGAUCCAAAUCUUGCAAAGUCUGAGGAACGAGAACAUUAUCAAUCUGUAUCACUCGUGGAUUGCAAGAGGCCAUGACGGGAAGGAGAAAGUCUACUUUAUCACGGAAUUGAUGACUUCUGGAACUUUGAAGAACUACAUCAAGAAGUCGAAAGGACCCGUAAAGCCAAAAGUUCUGAAAAGCUGGUGCAAGCAGAUCCUUUCAGGCCUGGACUAUCUGCAUUCCCGGGAACCCCCAAUUAUUCAUAGGGACUUGAAAUGCGAAAAUGUCUUCAUCAAUGGGAAUAAUGGGCAGGCAAAGAUUGGGGAUUUGGGAUUAGCUGUAGUCAAGUCCAGAGAUCACGUAUCCUCUGUUCUUGGCACUCCGGAAUUCAUGGCACCGGAACUGUACGAUGAGAGCUACGAUGAAAAAGUCGAUAUUUACGCAUUUGGAAUGAUGGUCCUGGAGAUUGUCACCAAACAAUACCCAUACAGCGAGUUGACGAAUCAGGCUCAGAUAUAUAAAAAGGUGACAUCGGGGAUAAAACCCGCUGGCCUUGCAACAAUAGCGGAUGACGACACCAGGCAAUUCAUCGACCUCUGCAUAUCAUACAACCCGCGGGAUCGUCCGACUGCAGCACAGCUUUUGACGCAUCCGUUCGUG